AUGUCUGUGGAUAGCACCACACCAGUGAAUCACACCUUCCUCACAGGCUUUGUUCUUUUGGGAUUUCCAGUAUCCAACGAGCCCUUACUUUUCUUGACUUUUCUGAUGAUCUAUCUCUUGUCGUUAGCGUGUAACUUCCUCAUUAUAAGAACUGUCUGUCAGGACCCAAGGCUUCAUAGCCCCAUGUACUUUUUCAUCUGUUCUUUCUCAUUUCUGGAGAUUUGUUAUACUUCAGUCACCAUGCCCAGACUGCUCAGAGACUUAUUGUCACAGGACAAAAUCAUUAAAGUAUCAUAUUGUGUAUCCCAGUUUUAUUUUCUUUUUGCCUUUGGUUCUACAGAAAAUUUUUUGCUUUCUGCAAUGGCCUAUGAUAGAUAUGUAGCUAUUUGCAACCCCUUAAGAUAUAUGAAUAUUGUAACCCAUAAAGUCAUGUCCUAUGCACUUGUUAUAGCAACUGUUUCUAAAAUCCCUUCACCAAGCGGCAGAAGGAAGACUCUGUCUACUUGUGGUUCCCACUUCAUGGUUGUCUGUAUGUUCUAUGGCUCUAUCAUUUUUAUGUAUGUCAGGUCUGACGUGAGAAUUCCAACUAAAAUUGAUAAAGUUGUGUCAUUGUUCUACUGUGUUGUAACGCCAACCUUGAACCCUAUGAUUUAUGCACUAAGAAAUAAAAAUAUGAAGGAGGCACUCAGAAGGAAUGGGAAAAUGCUAUUUUUAAGACUGAAUUAA
Pelobates fuscus (common spadefoot toad) is the source of this 726-nucleotide messenger RNA. Its product is annotated as olfactory receptor 6B1-like. Gene Ontology annotation, cellular component: membrane. The transcript is spliced from 2 exons. NCBI's taxonomy places the organism in Eukaryota, Metazoa, Chordata, Amphibia, Anura, Pelobatidae. Gene Ontology annotation, biological process: G protein-coupled receptor signaling pathway. The coding region runs from base 1 to 726 and encodes 241 amino acids. Gene Ontology annotation, molecular function: G protein-coupled receptor activity. The record is from RefSeq and is a predicted model, not a curated record.